GUAGUGCGGGUGGCCCGGCCUGGCUGCAUUGGCGCGGCAGGAGGCGUGAGGGCGGUAUGGGCCAGGCUGACUGCCCACAGCAGCUGUGCGCGGUGGCAUGCAGCAGGGGGCAGGGAACUCCUAUGCCGAGAAGCUCAGCAUUAGCUGUGCGGGAGCGGGCGUGCGGGAGAGGAACGGAGGCGCGCUGGGGGCAGAGGGCGGCACGGCGCAUGGGCUCAAGCUGGUGCAGGAGUCCGCGGUUGCGCUGUCCGUCCUGGAGGGCGGCAUGCUUACUUUGGUGAUGGCGCUCUGCGUUUGCGCUGUGUCCAAGUGCCCUGGGCAUGAGGAUUCUGACUGCGAGGACCGACUUGUCUCCGACGAUGACCGGCCCUCAAGCCCGGCGUCUUCUAUCGGCGACAAGAUGGACAUGCACAUCGCCGACCGCGACGGCUUUCCGCCUGCUGACAACGAGCCCAAGCCCAAACUGCUGUGCGCUGCUGAGACUCCUCUGGGCUCGCUGGCUGAUGGCUCCCUGAAGCCUGCUGUCACCGCCCCGACCUGCGACACCAACCCCACCUGCCCGAAGCCCGACGCCAUCGACGGUUCCGACACCGAUGCCCUCGACUUCACCAUUUGCUCCUGCCUGCACGCGAGCGGCUGCCCCCUGGUCAUCAUCGACCACUCCGCCGACGAGGUUGCUCCCUACAAGCCCGCUGGCUCUGGCGCGUACCGCCUGAUGUUCCAGACAUUCACGAAGCACUGGGCCGGCGUGCAGCAGGCCUGGGACACCAUUCAGGCUCUGAAGGCUCGGGCCACGAACCGCCUACAGCAGGCACUGCGCUGCCGUUUCGACAUGACCCAGAUUGGAUCUGAUCUGGUGCUCGAGUACCUGGCUCAGACGGUGUGCGAGCUUGAGACCCAGGCUGUGUGGGACCUGCAGGAGGCCGGCCAGUGGGAGGUGGAAUGGCAGGUCCGCCUGCAGGCCAUGCAGCUGGCGGUGCGUGAGGCAAAGGCCGUGGCCGAGCACGGCUGGCUGGAGAGUGUGGUCUCCGUGCCUGGCUUCGUGGUGUGAAGGCCCUGUGCGGCCGGCCAGCGGGGAGAUGGACUGACCUAUCAAAAAAUCGGUGUUUUUCAACACCACCCUAAAUGGCAUCCUGGUUUUGAGCUCGGGGUUGGGUGGGAACAGGGAACGGACUGCAAUCCGUGCAGGCGGCAAGCAAUGACGUACGGUACGGUACAGGCAAGGUCAAAUCGACAAGGAGUUUCAGUACAGGACCGUGAUGGCACGGAGUGAUAGUGCUUGUCUUGAGGAGUCGAUUGACGCCACUUUGGUAUAAG
Messenger RNA from Chlamydomonas reinhardtii, 1317 nucleotides. RefSeq lists its product as uncharacterized. NCBI's taxonomy places the organism in Eukaryota, Viridiplantae, Chlorophyta, Chlorophyceae, Chlamydomonadales, Chlamydomonadaceae. The record is from RefSeq and is a predicted model, not a curated record. The transcript is spliced from 4 exons. The coding region runs from base 98 to 1051 and encodes 317 amino acids.